GUUGGCCGCGGCGAGCGAACGGUCCGCGAGUGGAGCGGCGCGCGCCGCACUGAAACACGCGCUCCAAAGACGUCCCGCCACUCUUUGCCGCCGCGUUAUACCGAAAUGUACUUUUAAUGCGCGAUUUGCAAAUUGACUCAAGUGUUUGAACAUUAGUUAAGAUUGAGACUUGGUAUAGAACUAUGCAGUGUUACCCGAAGCUGUCGCCGAAGCGUGAGGCGGGCGAGAUGGCGUACGAGGCCGAGCUGGUGAGCGCGCGUCGGCUGGAGCGGCUAGAGCUGCCGGCGCCACCAGGCAAGGAGUUUCGGGCGCCGGUGCUGAUACCGGCGCCGGCGCCGCACUCCGUCAUCCAGUGCAUGCGGCCGCCGCCGCCCCCCGCGCCGCGCUUGCACAAGCCGCCUCCUUUCGAAGAACCAACUAGCUCCAUUCCAGAUUUAGAAUUUGAUGGCACCACAGUGCUGUGCCGCGUGUGUGGUGAUAAGGCCAGUGGUUUCCACUACGGAGUCCACUCCUGUGAGGGCUGCAAGGGGUUCUUCCGCCGCUCCAUACAACAGAAGAUACAGUAUCGGCCGUGCACCAAGAACCAGCAAUGUUCCAUCCUAAGAAUCAACAGAAACCGGUGCCAGUACUGCCGACUUAAGAAGUGUAUCGCCGUCGGCAUGAGCAGAGAUGCCGUGCGAUUCGGACGCGUACCGAAGCGCGAGAAGGCGCGCAUUCUGGCCGCCAUGCAGCAGUCGUCAUCGUCGCGCGCGCACGAGCAGGCCGCGGCCGCCGAGCUGGAGGACGCACCGCGGCUGCUGGCUCGUGUAGUGCGCGCACAUCUAGACACCUGCGAGUUUACACGCGACCGCGUUGCUGCCAUGCGCGCGCGCGCUCGUGACUGUCCCACCUAUUCACAACCCACUUUGGCGUGUCCGCUGAACCCAGCACCUGAGUUGCAAUCUGAGAAAGAGUUUUCUCAGCGGUUCGCCCACGUGAUCCGCGGCGUGAUCGACUUCGCCGGCCUCAUCCCAGGCUUUCAGUUGCUCACGCAGGACGACAAGUUCACGUUGCUAAAAAGUGGUCUCUUUGACGCUCUGUUUGUGCGACUCAUUUGUAUGUUUGAUGCGCCGCUCAAUAGCAUCAUCUGUCUCAAUGGACAGCUAAUGAAACGGGACUCUAUUCAGAGCGGUGCUAAUGCGCGGUUUCUCGUUGAUUCCACAUUUAAGUUCGCGGAACGCAUGAACUCCAUGAACCUUACAGAUGCCGAAAUCGGACUCUUCUGCGCCAUAGUUCUAAUCACCCCCGACAGGCCGGGCCUCCGCAAUGUCGACUUGGUAGAGCGCAUGCACGCCAGGUUAAAAGCUUGCCUGCAGACCGUCGUCACACAGAACAGGCCCGACAGGCCCGGCUUCCUCCGCGAGCUGAUGGACACGUUGCCUGAUCUACGCACCUUGAGCACGCUCCACACAGAGAAGCUGGUGGUGUUCCGCACCGAACACAAAGAAUUGCUAAGGCAACAGAUGUGGGGUGAGGAGGAAGGUUGUUCCUGGGCGGACUCCGGACCUGAGGAGUCUGCACGCAGUCCGAUCGGCUCCGUGUCAAGCAGUGAGUCCGGGGAGGUAGGCGGCGAGUGCGGUACGCCGCUGCUGGCCGCCACGCUUGCCGGCCGCCGGCGACUCGAUUCGCGCAGUUCCGUCGACGAGGAGGCGCUAGGUGUGGCGCACCUGGCACAUAACGGCCUUACCGUUACGCCCGUGCGGCCGCCGCCGCGCUACCGCAAGCUCGACUCCCCCACGGACUCUGGCAUCGAAUCCGGCAAUGAGAAGCAUGAGCGAAUCGUGGGCCCGGGGUCAGGCUGCUCGAGCCCGAGAUCGUCGCUGGAGGAGCACGCGGAAGACAGACGACCGACGCCCGCCGACGACAUGCCCGUGCUAAAACGAGUGCUGCAGGCGCCACCGCUGUACGAUGCGCCACUGCUUAUGGACGAGGCGUAUAAGCCGCACAAGAAGUUCCGCGCGAUGCGGCGCGACACAGGCGAAGCGGAGGCGCGACCGGUGCCCUCGCCGCAGCCACCGCCGCGCGCCUCUUUGUCGGCCACGCACACGGAGCUGGCGCGCAGCCUGCGCGAGUGUCCGCGCAUGACGCCAGAGCAGCUGAAGCGUACCGACCUCAUCACGCAAUACAUGCGGCGCGGCGAGGCGUGUGAACCAUGCGCGCCGGCGCCGUUGGCCCCGUUGGCGCCAGCGCCCGUGCUCGCGCUGCAAGUGGACGUGGCGGACGCGCCGCUUAACCUUUCCAAGAAGUCUCCAUCGCCGCCGCGCGCCUAUAUGCCGCGCAUGCUGGAGGCGUGAGACCGGCCCGCGGAGCCGCAUGUCUCCGCUACCCCCCACCCCGAUCUACUAUAAAUUCAAUAAACUAUGUAGUUAAUGAUCGUUCGCAAAUCGGUUUAAUAUAAUAUGUGAUAAUUCGGUUAAGACGCGUGCGUGCGUGCGUGGCCGGUGCGGGACGAGGAGAGCGCAAUAGACUGAAACAUAAUUUAAGACUAUAUAAGUAUAAUUUAUAAUGCAAUGCAGCGCCGGUCGCGGUGUGUUUGUGUGUGUAUUGUAUGUGCGUAUGUGAGCGUGCUCAGUCAUUUGUUUGUUAAUAUAAUGACAGGUUGUCGAAUUAAAAUAAAACAAACUUGUAAAAAUUU
Messenger RNA from Papilio machaon (common yellow swallowtail), 2674 nucleotides. It is a transcript of the gene Eip75B, whose product is annotated as ecdysone-inducible protein E75. The transcript is spliced from 5 exons. Gene Ontology annotation, molecular function: nuclear receptor activity; RNA polymerase II cis-regulatory region sequence-specific DNA binding; zinc ion binding. Lineage: Eukaryota; Metazoa; Arthropoda; Insecta; Lepidoptera; Papilionidae. The record is from RefSeq and is a predicted model, not a curated record. Gene Ontology annotation, biological process: positive regulation of transcription by RNA polymerase II; negative regulation of transcription by RNA polymerase II; hormone-mediated signaling pathway. Bases 183 to 2333 code for a protein of 716 amino acids.